Molecule: messenger RNA, 2092 nt
Organism: Lucilia cuprina (Australian sheep blowfly)
Lineage: Eukaryota; Metazoa; Arthropoda; Insecta; Diptera; Calliphoridae
Exons: 5
Coding region: 191-2023 (610 amino acids)
Molecular function (GO): monocarboxylic acid transmembrane transporter activity
Source: RefSeq, a predicted model, not a curated record
CGAUUCUAUGGCUCUCAGUAGUACUUGUUUUUAACUCUAUCUAAGCAUAACGAGCGGAUAUAUAAUUUUUUUUUUAAAUACUUAAAAAUAAAAAAAAAUAGUGAAGAUAGUUGCGACUACGGCGAAAGGGAGUGGCGGUACUCAAUAAACAAGAAAAAAAAAAACAUUUAAUACUACAUGAUAAUUUACUAUGGAUUCACCCACAUCAUAUUCACACAACAAUCUAAAUAGAAAUCCUCUAGAAGCCGCCACUUUACUGUCCCCAACAUCGGGUCCGAGUGUAGUGCGGCGUCCAGUAGCUGCUGCUGUAGCCACGGCUGGAGUUCAAAGGAGACGUGUGAUAAAGAAGCAUAUCCAACAGAAGUAUAUGUUAUGUGGUUUCGCAAUACAUGCAUUUCUAGCUACUCCUGCCUAUUUGUAUGGUAAUGUGGUCGAAUCAGAUAAAGACUUAGUGCUACGCAUCUGGCCGGCUAUUGUAUAUCAAGCUACGGGUCAAUUAUGCCGAAGUAUACUCGAACAUUUGGAUACAGAAUAUCAUGGUAGAACAAGAGAAACAGUUAAAUAUCGUCGAGUCUUUCUGUUGGCCACCUUAAUUAUCUGCUGUUCCCUAAUGGUAAGCGGUAUAUUCUUUUCCUCAGCCUGGGUAAAAGUUUCCACAACCACUCAAGCUAUAGCCAUAGUAUUUUAUGGAGUUUUUGCAGGUAUUGGUGCUAGUUUAUUUGUUUGGAAAACACAUGUCAUCCUAGAAGCAGUACGUCCGCGAGAAGAUAAAUUCGUACGCAAAACCAUAUUUUUAUGUGGCGAAGCCUUUUGUCAAUUAUUUCUAUCGUUUGCCUUUACAAAUUUACGCACCCUUUACGGCACAGCCCAGUCUAUAGUCUUAAUGUCUGCUUUAUUAGUGAAUCUCAUACCGAUAAGUUUAAUUAUAACACGUCACCGUGAGGGUGCCAUAACUCAGCGUGUAUCUGUGAUAAAGGCAGAGACAGCAUUUACCCCACUGCAUCAUCAAUUGGGUCGAUACUCGAAUGUUUUUAACGAUCAAAUGGAUGGCAUAGAAUUGCGCACUUGGAAAAAUCCCAUUAUGGAACAUCAUCCCAAUGUGGCGGCUUUAGCUUUGGCGGAUAGUGGCCACUAUAUGUUACCCACUGAUCAGGUGGAUGUAACCUUCAUAAAUCCAAAUGGUGUGGAAAUUAUGGAAAUUAUUCCCGAAGAAGAUGAAAAUGUUUCUGUUCUACGUUCCAGUUCUGCUACUAUAGAGAAUUAUGGUCGAAACAGUGUAAGUGCUUCCCAGACUAUGCAAAAAUCCAUUUCGAAUGGAUUGCAAAUGAGUCGUGAAGGUGUAGUGGAUUCGGGUUAUAGUAAUUUGGAUAAAUUUCAACAAUUUUCGCGUAAUGUCACUACAAGUUUAUGGGGUAAUCUUUUGGAUAAAAUUGCUCAUCCUUUACAAGCGGCUUUGGUGGUGCCUCAACUAUAUUCUACCACUUUUUUCCUAUCGGCUGAUAUUUUUUCAUAUGUCAUGUGUUUGACUGUUUUACCGGGUUUGGCCGUCAGUCAUCAUGCUAUUAAAAAUGCUGAAAUCCCAUUUUUAUUCUCUUUAUUGGCAUUUCCUUGGAUGUGUUUUUCUCUGAUGACUCCGCGCUUUGGUAAUAGUUUAUAUAAACAUAAAUUUAAAUGGCACACUCUGGGCUGUAUCUCGAAAGGAUUUGCGUUGAUAUUUAUUAGCUUUUCAACCUCUAAACUUUUACUAAGUGUCUCGGCUGCCCUUUUAGGCUUUGGCCAAUCGGUAACCCUCUUCCUUCACGACUGGGUCUUUCAGAUGAGUAUGACACGAUCUCAAUGGUCGGCUAUACGUUAUCCUGUACAUUUUACCAAUGGCUUGCUAAUACUUGUAUGGGGAACCCUGGCCCAUUGGGUAGUGGUGAAUUUUUCUUUUCAAGCCAGUGUGGGUCUAGCGGCGGCCCUCUAUGCUAGCAGUAUUAUUUUAUGGAAUUUAAUAUAUUUAUGUUUUAAUUGUAAAAAAUAAAAAAAGGUUAUUUUAAGUUAGUAAAAAACAAAAGAAAAUUUGAGACGAACAAAUAUAAAUUUGUUUUUA